AUGCGGGAAGCCGGAAGCUCACGUGGACGUGGUCGUGGUCAAGGACGAGGCAACAACGUUGCUGGCAGCAGUAAUGAGAAGUAUACCUCAUCCAGUGGUAUUCUCUGGACCCCUAUGAACCUUAGCAGCACCGCUUCCACUUCAGGUCGCAUGCGAGCUCGAAAUAUUGUAACCACUGCAAAUGGACGAACGUCAUUUGCUCAUCGUAAUAUAAGAACAAAUCCUGCUUCAGCGUGGCGUUUGAUGGUGAGUGAAUCAAUGGUGAAACGCAUUCAAUCAUGUACAGUUGCUGAGGCACGAUGCCAACUUAGAGAUGAUAGUAACUGGCAUGUUCGUCUGGAAGAACUUGAUGCCUUUUUUGCCCUUCUGUAUGCCUGUGGAGCACUAUGCCAUUCAAAACUUUGUGCAGAUGAUUUGUGGAACAAGAAUUGGGGACCACCUGUGUUCUAA
Stegodyphus dumicola is the source of this 450-nucleotide messenger RNA. RefSeq lists its product as uncharacterized. NCBI's taxonomy places the organism in Eukaryota, Metazoa, Arthropoda, Arachnida, Araneae, Eresidae. The record is from RefSeq and is a predicted model, not a curated record.